GGCAGCAGUGGCCUCAUAUCUGAAUGGAAGCGAGCUUUGUCCAGACCACCAUGGCUCUGGGGCUGCCCUCCAAGAAAGCAUCUUCCCGCAACGUGAUCGUGGAGCGCAGGAACCUGAUCACCGUGUGCAGGUUCUCUGUGAAAACCUUGCUGGAGAAGUACACAGCAGAACCCAUUGAUGAUUCAUCUGAGGAGUUUGUUAAUUUUGCAGCCAUUUUGGAGCAGAUCCUCAGUCACCGGUUUAAAGCUUGUGCCCCAGCAGGUCCAGUGAGCUGGUUCAGCUCAGAUGGGCAACGGGGCUUCUGGGACUACAUCCGACUGGCCUGCAGCAAGGUGCCCAACAACUGUGUGAGCAGCAUUGAGAACAUGGAGAACAUCAGCACAGCUCGAGCCAAGGGCCGGGCAUGGAUCCGGGUGGCUCUGAUGGAGAAGCGUAUGUCAGAAUACAUCACCACAGCUCUUCGGGACAACCGAACCACCAGACGGUUCUAUGACUCCGGAGCCAUCAUGCUGCGGGAAGAAGCCACUGUCCUUACGGGGAUGCUGAUUGGGCUCAGCGCCAUCGACUUCAGCUUCUGUCUAAAGGGCGAAGUUCUGGACGGGAAGACACCGGUGGUCAUCGAUUACACGCCCUACUUAAAGUUCACCCAGAGCUACGACUACCUGACGGAUGAGGAGGAGCGACACAGUGCGGAGAGCAGCACUAGUGAGGACAACUCGCCUGAGCACCCCUACCUGCCUCUGGUCACCGACGAGGACAGCUGGUACAGCAAGUGGCACAAGAUGGAACAGAAGUUUCGCAUUGUCUAUGCACAGAAGGGAUACCUGGAGGAGCUGGUGCGUCUGCGCGAGUCGCAGCUGAAGGACCUAGAGGCAGAGAACCGGCGGCUGCAGCUGCAGCUGGAGGAAGCUGCAGCUCAGAAUCAGCGUGAGAAGCGGGAACUGGAAGGAGUGAUCCUGGAGCUGCAGGAGCAGCUGACAGGUCUGAUCCCCGGUGACCAUGCCCCCCUGGCCCAGGGUUCCAAGGAGUUCACUACACCUCUGGUCAACCAGUGGCCCUCCCUGAGCACACUCAAUAGGCCUGAGGGUGCCAGCAACUCCAAGCUCUAUCGGAGACACAGCUUCAUGAGCACCGAGCCGCUGUCUGCAGAGGCCAGCCUGAGCUCAGACUCCCAGCGCCUGGGAGAGGGCAAGCGGGAUGAGGAACCCUGGGGCCCCAUUGGGAAGGACCCCACGCCCUCCAUGCUGGGCCUCUGCGGCUCCCUGGCCUCCAUCCCCAGCUGCAAGUCCCUGGCGAGCUUCAAAUCCAACGAAUGUCUGGUGAGCGACAGCCCCGAGGGCAGCCCGGCACUUAGCCCGAGCUGAGGAGCAGCAUGGGCAAUGCCAGCCCCACCUGCCAGGGACCAUGGACAACUGCCACCAUGACCCCCCAACCCAGGCAAACCUUCAAGAAUGCUGCCCACCUAGCUGAGGGUCUCUAGGGAAAGACAACCAAACCUCUUUCUUGCUUCUGCUUCCAGCCAAAGAGGCAGGAGCUGCACUGGGAAGUGGUGGGGCCAGGAGGGAGGGGCACCCAGGGCACAGGAAGCCAGGCCCCUGGGGAAGCCGGUGGUCCUGAAGCCUUCCUGGCUCCCUUUGCUCAUCUUCCACACCUGCCUCAGGAGCAGGUGGCCCAGCCCUGGCAUUCCUGCUGCCCUGCCUCUGGUCUGUCCCUGUGUACCCUCUGA
Messenger RNA from Arvicola amphibius (Eurasian water vole), 1726 nucleotides. RefSeq names its product RUN domain containing 3A (gene Rundc3a). The coding region runs from base 24 to 1364 and encodes 446 amino acids. Gene Ontology annotation, cellular component: cytosol. The transcript has 11 exons. Lineage: Eukaryota; Metazoa; Chordata; Mammalia; Rodentia; Cricetidae. The record is from RefSeq and is a predicted model, not a curated record.